This is a messenger RNA of Acanthosepion pharaonis, 456 nucleotides long. Lineage: Eukaryota; Metazoa; Mollusca; Cephalopoda; Sepiida; Sepiidae. The record is from the annotation of a GenBank genome assembly.
AUGCGCGAAGAUUCAUUUUCCAUUUUUCUUAAUUUUCCUUCAACCCUUCCAUACUGUUUUCCUGCUUUCCUACCUGUUGUUCUUCUUCUUUUCUUUUCUUUUCUUUUCUUUUCUUUUCUUUCUUUCUUUCUUUCUUUCAAGAAUGAGUAUUUUCAUUCUUGUUUUUCUUUUCAUUCAAUCAUUUAUUUUAAUUUCUUUCGUCUUGUAUAUCUAUCUAUCUGUAUGUAUGUCUAUCUAUCUAUCUCCUCUGGAAGACAUCCAACAACGGGCAUUCGAAUAUCUGCGUUGCAUAUUCCGUUGUCUGUUACCCUAGGGAGCUGUGCCUCCCCGCGGCACAUCUUUCGUAUGGAUCAAGGCAGAGAAGAGUCAGCGUUCAAGGACAGCUGUGUGUAUUCAGUUGGAACUCAUGAAUUUCCUUGGGAAAGCUAUGAAUUCUUCUCUCCCGUAACCCAGUAA